AUGAAGAAUGAAUCUGAAGUAGGCUUGGGUUUUGCAUCUGGCUUGGGCGAUAAAGAUGGAUUCGUAACAGUUCUCCUUGACCGUGUUGGAGUUUUUCCUUCUGUGCCACCAACAUUAUACCGUUUGCAUAGCUUUUCCCACUCCUUCAAUAGUUGCAGAAAGUCCUAUGCAGAUUCAUUUCUCACGUGCAUCUAUGGAUGGUUUAGUUUCAAGCUUUUAGUUGCAGACGUAUCACUAUCAACAUCCCAUCUCACGACAAGACUAACUGAUGAUAGUUUGGCACCUAAGCACAGUCCGGUUGACAUGCCACCACAACCAGAAUAG
Vicia faba (fava bean) is the source of this 324-nucleotide messenger RNA. The record is from the annotation of a GenBank genome assembly. NCBI's taxonomy places the organism in Eukaryota, Viridiplantae, Streptophyta, Magnoliopsida, Fabales, Fabaceae.